Molecule: messenger RNA, 1145 nt
Organism: Diorhabda carinulata
Lineage: Eukaryota; Metazoa; Arthropoda; Insecta; Coleoptera; Chrysomelidae
Gene: Ostgamma
Product: tumor suppressor candidate 3
Exons: 6
Coding region: 90-1073 (327 amino acids)
Cellular component (GO): oligosaccharyltransferase complex
Source: RefSeq, a predicted model, not a curated record
CUCUGUCACUCGUGAUGUGUUGGCCGCAAAUGAGUGGUUAUGUGUUACAUUAAGGUGUAAAUUUGGAACAAGUAGAAAAUAGAAUUAAAAUGAAAUCCUUAUAUUUGUUGUUAUUUUUUAUUUUAUUGGUUAUAAUUAAUGUUACUGGCCAACAAAAAAGACAGCCCCACACAAUGGCUGAGAGAGUCCAACAGUUGACAGAUAUGGCUAAUAAAAGAGCAGUUUUAAGAUUCAAUGCAAACAAGUUCAAAGAUUUUGUGAAAUCUUCACCAAGAAACUAUUCAGUUAUUAUUAUGUUCACGGCAAUGGCUCCUCAAAGACAGUGCCAAGUUUGCAGACAUGCAAGUGAUGAAUAUACAAUUGUUGCAAAUUCCUUUAGGUAUUCUCAGUCAUUUUCAAAUAAAUUAUUCUUUGCAGUUGUUGACUUUGAUGAAGGAUCUGAUGUAUUUCAGAUGUUAAGAUUGAAUACAGCCCCAGUAUUUAUUCAUUUCCCCCCAAAAGGAAAACCAAAGAAUGCUGACACAAUGGAUAUACAAAGGAUUGGUUUUUCUGCAGAAACAAUUGCAAAAUGGAUAGCUGAAAGAACUGAUAUACAAAUAAGAAUUUUCAGACCACCAAAUUACUCUGGCACUUUUGCAUUAAUAGUACUUUUUGCAACUGUCGCAAUAUUUUUGUACUUACGUAGAAAUAACUUGGAAUUUUUGUACAACAAAACAAUGUGGGGAAUGGGAGCUCUAUUCUUCUGUUUUGCAAUGACCUCAGGUCAGAUGUGGAACCAUAUUAGAGGCCCUCCUUUUAUCCACAAGUCUCAAAGUGGAUCUCAGAUUGCUUACAUCCAUGGAUCAUCUCAAGGACAGUUUGUGUUUGAGACAUACAUUGUUAUGUUUUUAAAUGCUGCUGUGGUAUUGGGUAUAAUUCUGUUAACGGAAUCAGCCAGAGGAAAAGGGGAUCCAAAGAAAAGAAAAAUUUUUGCUGUUAUAGGUAUAAUUCUAGUCUCCGUUUUCUUUUCUCUACUGUUGUCUGUAUUUAGGACAAAAACACAGGGUUAUCCUUAUAGUUUCCUCUUUAAAUGAAGUUGCAAAGAAAACGAUUGUAUGAUGUUAUAGACUUUAAUAAUAAUAAAGUUUUGUUACAACAGUUUUCAA